This is a messenger RNA of Rosa chinensis, 1567 nucleotides long. Its product is annotated as nuclear pore complex protein NUP54. The transcript has 9 exons. Lineage: Eukaryota; Viridiplantae; Streptophyta; Magnoliopsida; Rosales; Rosaceae. Gene Ontology annotation, biological process: nuclear pore organization; protein localization to nuclear inner membrane; NLS-bearing protein import into nucleus. Bases 184 to 1401 code for a protein of 405 amino acids. The record is from RefSeq and is a predicted model, not a curated record. Gene Ontology annotation, molecular function: structural constituent of nuclear pore. Gene Ontology annotation, cellular component: nuclear pore central transport channel; nuclear pore.
CCCUCAAAAUCAAAAGGUCAUAGAGAGCAGGCAAAACGUCCAACACUGCUGGAGAGCUGCAUAACUCUGCACACUCCUCUUAACAGUCUUCCAAUGCCGCUCUCUCUGGUUCAGAAUUAGGGUUAGGGUUUCUACUCUACCUCCACUUCCACACUCUCUCAACCCUCACCACCAUCAGUCACAAUGUUCGGAGCUCAAUCGUCGUCUUCUCCCUUCGGAGCUCAGACGUCCUCUUCUCCCUUCGGAGCCUUCGGCACUCCAUCUUCAACCUUCGGCACUCCGGCUUCGACCUCCGCCUUCGGGACUCCAUCCUCGACUCCAGCCUUCGGCACUCCCUCGACGACCCCGUCCUUCUUCACUCCUAGUUCCACCCCCGCCUUCGGAACUCCCACCACGUCGUCGUUUUCCACCGGCGGCUUCGGGACCUCCUUGUUCUCCAGCGCCUUCUCUACUCAGACUCAGCAGCAACAGCAAACGCCGUCGUUUCAGCAACAAGCUCCCUCCGCCGGUGGAUUUGGGACUCAGAAUCCGUUCGGUACGCCGCAGCAGCAGCAGCAGACGCCGUCGUUUCAGAGUCCCUUUCCUACUCAAUUGACCACUCAGAUGGCUCCCGUGGCUCCUCUCCCUUACUCUCUCGCCGAUCGUGACAUUCAGGCAAUUGUUGACGCUUAUAAGGAUGAGCCUGGUAACCCUAAAUAUGCUUUUAAGCAUCUGUUGUUUAGUGUAACUGAUCCGCAGUUUAGGUUGAAGCCUGCUGGUGUAUCGGAUAUAAUGUGGGCAGAGGCUAUGGGGAAGCUUGAAGGUCUGUCAAGUACUGACAGAGAACGGCUGUGGCCUGAGCUUGUUCAGGGUUUUAAGGAUCUUUCACAACGCCUGAAGCUCCAAGAUGAAGUCAUACUUUCAGAUGCUGAGAGACUGCAAAUGACCCAAAGCAACGUGAAGAUGCUUCAAAGACAUUUUCAAGCUGACACUAUUCCUCGGAUUGAAAGAAUGAGACAGAAAGAGCAAGGUCUUGAAAGGCGCCUGUUGAGGGUAAUGAGAAUACUGGAGGCACUGGAGGGCAAAGGUUUCCGAUUGCCUUUAAUGAAAGGGGAAGCUGAGUUGGCUGAGAAGUUAGCUUCAAUAACUAGACAGUUGAAGGGACCUGGAGCUGAGCUUUCUAGCAGGGUACAAAACCUGCGAACUAUAUCCCGAGUCCAGGCAAAUUCUAUUGGUGCUGGUGGUUUUGUUUCUCUUCCAGGAUCAACCAAAAUACAUGAACAGAGUCUUGCUGAUAUGCAAGAGGUCUUACAACAACAGACUGAGGCUAUUGCAAGACUAGGCAAUGUUUUGAAGCGUGAUAUUAGGGAUAUGGAGAUUAUAAUGGCUGAGGAGCCAGACACUACAGAUAAUAUGUGUUAGAAAGGCAAAACGACAAGAGUUAGGAUUUUAAUUGUAAUAUUUGCUUGUUAUUAUUAGUAAUUGAGUUUGAUUUUGUACUUGGUGCGGCCCUUUAUUUUUCAUUUUUUCAGACUUUCGAAUGAAAUUGUGGAAAUCAUUUUAUCUGAUCAGAGGGAAUUAGAACUAA